Molecule: messenger RNA, 741 nt
Organism: Dermatophagoides pteronyssinus (European house dust mite)
Lineage: Eukaryota; Metazoa; Arthropoda; Arachnida; Sarcoptiformes; Pyroglyphidae
Product: meiotic recombination protein DMC1 homolog
Source: RefSeq, a predicted model, not a curated record
AUGAAGAAAAGCGUGCAACUUAAGAACGAAGAAGAGGCUCUUGCUGAAACUGAGCAAGGCACCGAGGAGCAGGAAGUCUUUGUCGAAAUUGAUAAGCUUCAGGACCUAGGCAUCAACGCUGCAGACGUCGCCAAGCUUAAACAAAGUGGCUACAUGACAACACUCAGCGUGAUUCAAAGCACUCGCAAAGAACUAUCUAGCAUUAAAGGGUUUACUGAAGCGAAGGUUGAGAAAAUCAUUGAAUGCGCCCAGAAGAUCGAGCAGGCAGACACGUUUACAUCUGGGAAAUCGCUGCUUGAGAAAAGGGCAAGCCUGGUCCACAUUACAACGGGUUCGAGCGAUCUAGAUACACUGCUUAAAGAACCCUUCAGUUUGUUAAUCAUAGACAGCAUAAUGUCACUCUUCCGCGUUGACUUUUUAGGACGAGGCGAACUGUCAGAGCGGCAGCAGUUGUUGGGACGCACAUUGAACCGUUUGCAAAAGUUGGCAGACCAAUUCAACAUUGCAAUUGUGUAUACAAACCAUGUGAUGUCUGACCCAUCCGGAGCUAUGACAAUGGCUGUUAAUCCCGUGAAACCAGUGGGAGGUCACGUCCUUGGACACGCUAGCACUCACAGACUUAUGUUUCGAGUUGGAAAAGGAGAGCAGCGUGUAUGCAAAGUGUACGACAGCCCAAUUCUGUCUCCAGGAGAUGCAACAUUCCAGCUUUCAAAUCAAGGAAUUAUCGAUCCGGCAGAUUGA